Molecule: messenger RNA, 1294 nt
Organism: Beta vulgaris subsp. vulgaris (sugar beet)
Lineage: Eukaryota; Viridiplantae; Streptophyta; Magnoliopsida; Caryophyllales; Amaranthaceae
Exons: 2
Coding region: 589-1005 (138 amino acids)
Source: RefSeq, a predicted model, not a curated record
GAGGAGAGAGAAACUAAAGCAACGGCGUGCAGUGCAGCGUAUUUUGUUUGAACUCUGACGCACUCUUUCCAUUUAUAAUACCUUCAAAUCUCGAUCACCAAACCCUAACCCUCACUUUCCUAUAAACUUCCGCCAUCUCAAUUUUCCCCUCAACAACCGCUUCCAAUAUUCUCUCUCUUCGAUCUAACCUAAAAAUUGUGUUUUUUUUCUUCAAUUGAUUUGGGGCAAACACAACUAAUUUCAAGACGACUUCCAUAAGCAAAAUUUCUCAAAACUUCGAAUCUCAAUUUGUUGUGAAUGGUGGAAAUCUCAAGUAAUUUCAUGCGAUCUUCCCCCUUCCUCUUCACAAGGGGGAUCUUCGUUCUUUCUCUCUCCUCUGCUUCUGCAUUUGCUUUCGGCUCUUGCAUGGAAGGCUGGUACUACCGCUGCCUUGGCCUUGACCCUUAAACAAUUCUUUCAUUCAGAUUUCAAAUCAAUCACUAAAUCGAAUUAAUUUCUCGUAGAUCCGAACAAAAGAAUUUGAAUUUAUUGUUUGAAUUUUUUAAAGCGAAAAACAGAUUUUAAGAAAAGAAAAAAGAACAAAAAAAAAUGUUGCUAAGCAAGCAAAAAAAGGCGCAAAAUUCAAAGGGUAAUCGCUUGUUGAUUACUGUCAACGUUCUUGGAAGCGCGGGGCCGUUGAGGUUUGUUGUGAAUGAAAAGGAAAUUGUGGCUGCUGUUAUUGAUAUGGCGUUGAAAUCUUAUGCUCGUGAGGGUCGUCUUCCUGUUCUUGGCUCCAAUUUUAAUGAUUUUCAACUUUACUGUCCUACUGCUGGAUCUGAUGCUUUAAGUCCACUCCAGACAAUUGGAGUUCAUGGUGCCCGGAACUUUCUUCUGUGCAGGAAGCCACAACCUCAGGAAGCUGCAAAUGUUGAGGUUAAGGCUGAGGCUGCUAUUACACGCAGAGGGAAUGGAAGCUGGAAGUCAUGGAUCAAUAAGACGCUCAUUCUAAAAAUCGCCUCACAUUAAAAGAUUGAAUUUCAUUUUUCUCUGGGUUGCAAUGGUAGAUGAUUAUGUGGUUGCCAGUGCUGUCAGAGAUUUAGUUAUCGCUUUUCUUAUGAUUUAUACAGCCCUUACAUUGGUUGGAAUCAAGGAUUAUUUGAUCAUUGGUAUAUUAUCUUUUUUUUCUUUUUGAAAUCAAGAGAAGCCGUUGAUUGGAACUAUUAAUAUUUCCUGCUGUAUUUUGAUGCAAUUGAGUUUUACAUGUCUUAAUUGUGGAUCUCUAAGAAUUCAAUGAAAUUUAUCUAUUUACCUUGUA